UGAGCGGGCCUGGCGGAGCCCGAGCGCGGCCCGGCCCGCAGCGCGGGGCCCCGAGCGCGACUUGCAUAACUCCUUUUGAGGAUCCCCUCAAAUACCUGGGUCUGGAGAACCCAAGUGAAGAGAUUGUUUUCUGAAGGCUGCGUUGGAGGCUGUGACAGAGCAGAGAGCCCGUGUGGAGCUGAUGGGGAGGCUUUCUGAAUAACAUGGCCCUUCGCCAUUAGCCUUGCCAUGACCACAUUUUUCACCAGCAUCCCUCCCUGGAUUCAAGAUGCAAAGCAGGAGGAGGAAGUGGGCUGGAAACUAGUUCCCAGGCCUCGGGGCCGGGAAGCGGAGAGUCAAGUGAAGUGCCAAUGUGAAAUCUCGGGGACACCCUUCUCAAAUGGGGAGAAGCUGAGGCCUCACAGCCUCCCCCAUCCAGAGCAGAGACCGUAUAGCUGCCCUCAGCCUCACUGUGGCAAGGCUUUCGCCUCCAAGUACAAGCUAUAUAGGCACAUGGCCACCCACUCGGCCCAGAAACCCCACCAGUGCAUGUACUGUGAUAAGAUGUUUCACCGCAAGGAUCAUCUGCGGAACCACCUGCAGACCCAUGACCCUAAUAAAGAGGCCCUCCACUGCUCUGAGUGUGGUAAGAAUUACAAUACAAAACUGGGCUACCGGCGCCACCUGGCCAUGCAUGCUGCCAGCAGCGGUGAUCUCAGCUGCAAGGUGUGUCUGCAGACCUUUGAGAGUACUCAGGCCCUGCUAGAGCACCUGAAAGCCCACUCACGCCGGGUAGCAGGUGGUGCCAAGGAGAAGAAGCACCCUUGUGACCACUGUGACCGGCGGUUCUAUACUCGUAAGGAUGUGCGGCGGCACCUAGUGGUGCACACAGGCCGUAAGGACUUCCUGUGCCAGUACUGUGCCCAGCGGUUCGGCCGCAAGGACCACCUGACACGUCAUGUCAAGAAGAGCCACUCGCAGGAGUUGCUCAAGAUCAAGACAGAGCCAGUGGACAUGUUAGGCUUACUCAGCUGCAGCUCCACAGUCAGUGUGAAGGAAGAGCUGAGCCCCGUGCUGUGCAUGGCCUCUCGGGACGUGAUGGGAACCAAGGCCUUCCCUGGCAUGUUGCCCAUGGGCAUGUAUGGCACCCACAUCCCUACCAUGCCCAGCGCAGGUGUGCCACACUCCCUGGUACACAACACGCUGCCCAUGGGUAUGAGUUACCCUCUGGAAUCCUCACCUAUUUCUUCCCCAGCUCAGCUCCCUCCAAAAUACCAGCUUGGAUCUACCUCAUACUUGCCCGAGAAAUUGCCCAAAGUGGAGGUGGAUAGUUUUCUGGCGGAGCUUCCUGGAAGCCUCUCUCUCUCAUCCACUGAACCCCAGCCCGCCUCACCUCAGCCGGCGGCAGCUGCGGCCCUCCUAGAUGAAGCACUGCUUACCAAGAGCCCCGCCAACCUCUCUGAGGCCCUCUGCGCUGCUAAUGUGGACUUCUCCCACUUACUGGGCUUUCUUCCACUCAACCUGCCCCCGUGUAACCCGCCCGGGGCCACAGGAGGCCUGGUUAUGGGCUACUCCCAGGCCGAAGCACAGCCCCUUCUCACCACUUUGCAGGCUCAGCCUCAAGAGUCCCCAGGAGCUGGGGGACCACUGAACUUCGGGCCUCUGCACUCCUUGCCUCCUGUCUUCACCUCUGGCCUGAGCACCACCACCCUGCCUCGUUUCCACCAAGCAUUCCAGUAGCCCCCAUGGAGGCCCUUGGCUCAGGCUCUGGUUCUGUCAGGGAGCCUUAGUACUCACCCCGUCCGUGUCCCCCAUGAAGGCAGCUGAGCUUUCAGAGCUGGGUUCGAAAAGAAAAAAUUCCAGAGUAUGUAUGGAGCACUUGGUUUGAGGGUUCAAGCUUCAGGAUUGAUUCUAGGAGAAGCCUUGAGUCCCAACCCCAUGAAAAGAUCUCAUACCAUAGGACUUCAGGUAUUUUUACUUUUAUUUUUUUUUAUCUGAAUCGGGAGCCACGCUUAGCCCUCUCCCUCUCCAAAGCGUCAGAACCUCCUUCUCUUUGGAGAAGGCGGAGGCCUCUUGGAGACACAGAGGGUUUCACCUUGGAUGACCUCAAGAGAAAUAACCCAGGAAGCCCGCCUUCUGGUCCCAACCUGCAGACCCCACAGCAGUCAGUUGGUCAGGCCCUGCUGUAGAAGGUCACUUGGCUCCAUUGCCUGCUUCUAGCCAGUGGGCGGGAGAGAGGGCCUCUAAUCUUCCCGACCACACCCAGACCUACUGUACCAGCACCCCAUCUUCAGUCAGUGUUUUCCAGCAACGGUACCGUUUACACAGUCGCUUCAGACACACCAUUUCAUCUCCCUUGCCAAGCUGUUAGCCUUAGAAUGAUUGCAGUGAAAACUGUUUACACACCGUGAAUCCAUUCCCACCAGUCCAUUCCAUUUGGCACCAGCCUGAACCAUUUGGUACCUGGUGUUAACUGGAGCCCUGUUUACAAGGCGGAGUCGGGUCUUGCUGACUUCUCUUCACUUGAGGUCACAUUUUUCCCCCGUGGGGAAAUAAACUGACUUUGGACUGCU
This is a messenger RNA of Cynocephalus volans (Philippine flying lemur), 2552 nucleotides long. RefSeq names its product PLAG1 like zinc finger 2 (gene PLAGL2). Gene Ontology annotation, cellular component: nucleus. Gene Ontology annotation, molecular function: DNA-binding transcription factor activity, RNA polymerase II-specific; sequence-specific DNA binding. NCBI's taxonomy places the organism in Eukaryota, Metazoa, Chordata, Mammalia, Dermoptera, Cynocephalidae. Gene Ontology annotation, biological process: regulation of transcription by RNA polymerase II. The coding region runs from base 229 to 1719 and encodes 496 amino acids. The transcript has 4 exons. The record is from RefSeq and is a predicted model, not a curated record.